AUGGCAAGCGCAGAAGGGUCCGUUGACGAUGCCAGGGACGGCCCUACCCCAAUAGAACCGCCAUCGAAAGACUCGCAAUUGCAAGCCAUGCACCAACUCCUCGAGCUCCAGCUCCUGCUCUUCCCCAUCUUCCAGCACUUCACCGAGAAGCACCACGAUUUCACACGCACAAACGCAGCGACGCUCGAGGUCGAGGAGCGGAUAUUUCCUCAUCUCACCGGUUUGACGCUAUUUGGCCCGCACAAGAUCGAGUAUAGGUCGCGUACACUUUAUUUCGUCUCCGAUGUCUACUUAACUCAACAUAUCGACUUCAACUCAUUGGAGCUGGAGGGGAGUUCUGAAGAGUCCAAUUUUUCAGUGACGUUCUUGCGGUUGGGAGAUCAGUUGAGCGGCCAUCGCGGUAUCGUCCACGGGGGGUUAUUGGCGACCCUCCUCGAUGAGAUCACGUGCCGGUUGGGGUUCUUGAAUUUCGCUAGUCUCAGGGGCGUCACUGCCAACUUGAAUAUCAAUUAUCACAACCCUACCGCGGUCAACCGGUGGAUCUGCGUCAAGUGCACCACGACGCGUAAGGAGGGACGGAAGUGUUGGGUGCGUGGCGAGAUAUACACGGUGGAUCAGCAGACGCAGCUGUUGCGGGAGCAAGAGCUCGUUUGCUCGUGUGAGAUUUUGAUUAUUGAGCCGCGAUGGGUUGAGAAAUUGAAGCACUGA
Messenger RNA from Lodderomyces beijingensis, 708 nucleotides. Lineage: Eukaryota; Fungi; Ascomycota; Pichiomycetes; Serinales; Debaryomycetaceae. The record is from the annotation of a GenBank genome assembly.